AGCCUCCGCUUUAGCCUUUGAGCCAACACUCACACAUACAUGGAAAAGUACACAUAUGCUACGGCAGUUACUAUACCGGAAGACACAAAGCGAAAGAGAUCAAUAUGACCAGUACGACUGAUAUGGAUGUGUCGCCUCCAUCAAUACAAGGGGCUUUAACGAUGUAUAUUCUUUAUACGCUGGCGUUCGUUGUAACCAUUACUGACGCCAAGCAGCCACACAUCGUGUUCAUGGUCGCAGAUGAUUACGGCUGGAAUGAUGUAGGAUUCCACAACCCUGAUAUGAUUACACCAAACAUUGACAAGCUUGCGUACGAGGGAGUUAUACUCAACCAGUCCUACGUACAACCCGUUUGUUCACCGUCCCGGCAUGCGUUUAUGACGGGUAUAUAUCCCUUUAAAUCUGGACUUCAGCACUUAGUCAUCAAGGCAAAGCAGGCUUCCUGUUCCCCCCUUGGAACUCCAUUCCUGUCGGAGUAUCUGAAGAAGCUCGGAUAUGCAACGCAUAUUAUUGGGAAGUGGCACCUGGGAUACUGUAAGUGGGAGUGUACCCCCACGUUCCGGGGAUUUGACACGUUCUAUGGGUUUUACAAUGGAAGGGAGGAUUAUUACAACCGAAGUGUAUUCGGGGGGAAUGAUUUCAGAAAUGGUGAAGAAGCCAUCUUACCAGACAGGACAACAUAUUCAACGUAUAUCUAUGCUGACCGAGACAAACAGGUGAUUUCCCAACACGACAAAGACAAACCGUUUUUCCUGUAUUUCCCGUUCCAGUCGCCACAUGAACCAAUAGAGGUGCCAACAAAGUACGAGAACAUGUACAGCAACAUAAAGCACGAAGGAAGAAGGAAAUAUUCCGGUAUGGUGACGGCCAUGGACGACAUGGUAGGGACCGUGACGGCCGCCCUGAAAGAGAAAGGAAUGUAUAAUGACACACUCUUCGUCUUCACUGCCGAUAAUGGUGGUGCGCACAUAUUCCAUGCCAGCAACUACCCCCUGCGUGGGGCUAAAGUAACUAUUUACGAGGGAGGUACCAGAGCGGUGGCCCUUAUUGCCGGGGCUGGACUAGAAAAGACGGGAUACACAUAUAACGGGGAAGAUUUUGUUUACGUAUAUGUUGUCCUCAUUGCGUAUAUAUAG
Messenger RNA from Mizuhopecten yessoensis (Yesso scallop), 1136 nucleotides. RefSeq names its product arylsulfatase B-like. NCBI's taxonomy places the organism in Eukaryota, Metazoa, Mollusca, Bivalvia, Pectinida, Pectinidae. The coding region runs from base 105 to 1136 and encodes 343 amino acids. The transcript is spliced from 11 exons. The record is from RefSeq and is a predicted model, not a curated record.